Molecule: messenger RNA, 390 nt
Organism: Symbiodinium natans
Lineage: Eukaryota; Dinophyceae; Suessiales; Symbiodiniaceae
Source: the annotation of a GenBank genome assembly
AUGAGCUCUACAACUUCAACUGGCACCAGUUGUGACCUCCACAAGUUCGACGUUCACCAUGAGCUCCGCAACUUUCACAAGCAGCUCGUCAGUGACGGCAGCAGUGACCAGCACAUCCAGCACAUCCACGACCUCAUCGCCACCUCUCGGGGCCGAUGCUGGUUGCAGCCUUGGUUGCUUGCUGUUGUCUCGCAGCGGUCUUCUUUCGUGGAAAGUACCGCAAAGGGGGAAGGCGAGGAGCCGCCACCAGACCAUGUGAGCCCGUCGCCGAUGCGCCGGAAGAUGGGGGAAGACACGUCGGCCAGAUCGAGGCGAAACAUGGCCCACAUCCAGAAGAACACCCAGAAGAAACGGUCAUGGACGUUUGACCAGGUGCGGGUCCGAGCCUGA